AUGGAAGAAUUAGAAAGAGAAUUUGAUAAAAUAAAUUUGAAAAAUGAAGGAGAUGAAGAAGAACAAGAACAAGGAGAACAAGAAGAACAAGAAAAAAUUUCUCAUAGAAGGCUAAGAUAUUUGAAAAUGAAAGAUAAAAAAGAAGAAAAAAAACGUAACAAGCAAAAUACUAAAACUGCUAUUAAUAAUAAAAGUAAGAAUGAUAAUGAAAAUGAAAUUAAAAGAAAUGAUAAUAAUAAUAUUAUAAAAGAAGAUGAAACGAAUUCCAGAAAUGAUGAAAAUCAAAAUACAGCAUAUAAUAACUUAGAUAAAGAUAAAAAGAAAUAUGAACCAGUUAAUGUUGAAUACUGCAAAAUUUGUGGAAUGCCAUAUGAAUAUUGUGAAUAUGGAAAAUUUUAUAAUGAGUGUAAAGAAGAAAAUAAAGAAAAAUAUAAUUAUGAUAUUAUGAAUAAUGAAGCUGAUAAUAAUAAUAAAAAGCAAACAAAAAAAAUCCCCAAAGUUGCCAAUCAAAAAAUAACAAUACAAAAAACAACAAGAGCAAGAAAAAAAGUUGUGACAGUUGUAACGGGAUUGCAUACAUAUGCUAAGUUAGAAAAAAUGGCAAAAAUUUUCUCUAGAUUUUACGCUUGCGGUUCUUCAGUUAUUAAAGGAACGAAUAAUAAUCCAGAUCAAAUAGAUAUACAAGGAGAUGUAGAACAAAAUAUUGCUGAAGUUAUAAUGAAAAAUUGUCCUGAAGUAACUGAAGAUAAAUUUGUUUUUUUACCACCAAAAUAA
Plasmodium relictum is the source of this 774-nucleotide messenger RNA. Its product is annotated as translation initiation factor SUI1, putative. The coding region runs from base 1 to 774 and encodes 257 amino acids. Gene Ontology annotation, biological process: translation reinitiation; formation of translation preinitiation complex. The transcript has 4 exons. The record is from RefSeq and is a predicted model, not a curated record. NCBI's taxonomy places the organism in Eukaryota, Apicomplexa, Aconoidasida, Haemosporida, Plasmodiidae. Gene Ontology annotation, molecular function: mRNA binding; translation initiation factor activity.